Chilo suppressalis (striped riceborer) is the source of this 672-nucleotide messenger RNA. The record is from the annotation of a GenBank genome assembly. Lineage: Eukaryota; Metazoa; Arthropoda; Insecta; Lepidoptera; Crambidae.
ACUUGGCUCUCCAUUCUAUUCAAACUCUAACGUUGUCUCAACAACUUCGCGCUACAGUUUAAUUUUUUUAUUCCCAUAAAGACUAAUUAAAAUUCUGUUGAUUUUCAAAAUGGGCGCUUUUUCAUACACGGUCUUCUUCUUCGCAGUUUUAUGCGUGGCUGUGAACUCUGAUGAUCUCCAAGUUGGCACAAGCGUCAAUGGAGUUCUGGUACAUGUAGAAGCAGUGAAGUUAUCUAGUAUUCCAUUGAAAGUACGAACAAAGAAUGUCUUCUAUAAUGACAACAGCACUAUUCCCAAAGUUAUUAAGGGUAUAUCAGCGAUUGAUUUGGACAGGAGUAAGGCCAAAGCUACAAUCACCUCUGGAGGAGUUGGCGCAACCUUUGCUAACAUCAGAUUGAAGAGUCAAAGAGGAGAUGGGCUCAACUAUCAAAUACAAAUCUUCGCAUAAGGACUCCACAGUUUUAUCGAUAAAAGUGAUAUAGAACCUUUUUGUUAUACUUUUUUAUUUAUUUAUUUGGUUUCGUAACUAUUUUGAACCUAAGAAUCGAACGGUAUUUUUUAAAAUUUUAGAACUUUUGUUUUCUGUUGUUGAAACAAAUAAAAACUUUAUUACCUUUACCGAAACCCGAAAUGUAAUUUGUGUCAAUAAAUAUCUACAGACAAUUCUUGUUG